Messenger RNA from Papilio machaon (common yellow swallowtail), 4947 nucleotides. Its product is annotated as neuralized-like protein 4. The record is from RefSeq and is a predicted model, not a curated record. The transcript is spliced from 34 exons. The coding region runs from base 1 to 4947 and encodes 1648 amino acids. NCBI's taxonomy places the organism in Eukaryota, Metazoa, Arthropoda, Insecta, Lepidoptera, Papilionidae.
AUGUUGACAUAUCAAAAAAUACAGAUACACUCCAUACUUCUGUCAAUAACCUGUCCAGUGUCCAUGCCCCUGGAGCAAAUUGUGAAGAAGACCAAUGCACUGCACUACAUGCCCUCAUUGUUACAAAGAAUAGAGAAGCUGCGACGACUGGUCAAUGUAUGGAAUGGAAGCCUUGAAAUUGGUGUUACAACACAAAAUCCAGAAUAUAUGGACUUACCUGCCACGGCAACCAAAUUGAGAAAUACCGCAUGGAUUCUAUCAGGCAGUUCAGUUGUGAGAGAUGGUGUAACACAUUUACCAUCUUAUGGCCCAGAGCUUGACACACUGCAGGAAGGGGACUGUGUUGGUGUCAUGAGAACUAGUCGAGCUGAGUUACUAUUUUUCAUCAAUGGAAGAUGUCUCGGUGUGGCUGCCAUGGAUAUGCCCCCACUUUUAUAUGGGGUUAUCGAUUUGUAUGGACAAUGCGUUCAAAUAACUCUCGUGCCGCAAUCGCCCACUACACCUAGAUCUGCAAUAACAAAUGCAGAAUCUCAAAAUGAAGCUACGCGUCAUGACGGGCCAGUGGCACUCAUGGAGGUUGUUAACUAUGAACCCUCUGUUGACACAUUCCCUAAGGGUAGCCGGGAUGAAUAUGUUAAUAAUUCUACGGAAGCUUCUUGUACACACUAUAAUCAAGACCGUUUGAGAUUUCAUACAAGGUGCGGUGUAUUGGUGCGGUUCUCACAUCACAAUAGGACGGCGGAACGCGCGCGGCCAAUGGACGAUUAUAAUGAUGCUGUGGUGAUGACGUCACGACCGUUGCAUGAUGGUGAACUCUUCGAGAUACGCAUCGAGCGCCUUGUGCAUAAAUGGAGCGGCAGCAUUGAGGUUGGCGUGACCAAUCACAAUCCAGCAACUCUAAACUUCCCGUCAACUAUGACCAAUAUGGAAACUGGCACAGUCAUGCUCUCCGGCUCCAAAGUGUUAAUCAACGGUCAGGGCACAUGCACUGAAUAUGGCUCCAUGAACCUUGAUGAAUUGAAGGAAGGUGAUAUGGUGGGUCUGAUGAGGAAGUCGUGUGGAAGCCUGCACUACUUCAUCAACGGCGUGGACCAGGGCGUGGCCGCAAGGGACGUUGCGGCUCCCGUCUGGGGCGUUGUUGACCUCUACGGGAUGACAUCCAAGGUUUCUAUAGUGGAUGCAUACGACGACAGUAACCUUCAUGAUAUAUCUCCGUUGCCCAGCGUGUCACUAGCACCUGAGAUAGACACGGAUGCAGACAUAGAUACAGAUAUGAAUGACAUUGAAGAUGACAGUCAUUUAUUUCAUACGAUGCGUGCUUCGAAUGUUGUUAUUAUUAACAAUGGUAAGACUGCUUAUAGGCCUAACGCUAUGGAAUUCUUCAAUGAAGGGCUCGUGAUGACAAACCGGCCCUUGAAGAAUGAUGAAUUGUUCCAAGUUAGAGUCGAUGUGAUCGUACCAAAGUGGGCUGGGAGCAUUGAGAUCGGAGUCACGCAACAUACAUCUAAUGAAAUACAGUUCCCAUACAAAUUGAGCAAUGCCAAAAGUGGUACGUGGGCCUUGGUCGGCGAAGAUGUGAUCCGCGACGGUGUCAUCAUCAGCUCGCAGUACACCAGGAACCUCAACAGGCUGGUGGAAGGCGAUACAAUCGGUUUGAUGCGUACCAGCCUGGGGGUGUUGCAUUUCUACAUCAACGGAGAAGACCAGGGUCCCGCUGCUUACAAUGUACCAGAUCAAAUCUAUGGUAUUAUUGAUCUGUACGGGCGUGCGGGGCAAGUAAGUAUUGUGGAGGGUCGAGUGGACCCUCCAGUGUACUCGCCUGAAUCACCACUCUCCACUGAAUCCAUUAUCACGUCUUUUCCGGAGAUGUGUUUCCACCUGGUGCAUGGUCGUAAUGCAGUGUUGUCCAGAUCUCGUCUGACUGCAUCACGAGCUGCUGUCUACUCUGAGUUCAAUGAUGCUGUGUUGUUCAGUUCACGACCGCUGCGUGAAUGUGAUAUGUUUGAACUACGUAUUGACGCCAUGGUCGACUGUUGGAUAGGCAGCAUUGAAAUGGGUGUGACUGGUAUUCGGCCUGAGGACUUGGAGAGUGGUGCGGGAGGUUCAUUAGCAGGCACUGCUACUGAUCUGACAGGGGAUACUUAUGUUCUGAGCGGUGCUGCUGUCAUGAAGGAUGGAGAAUGCGUGCGCAGCGGUUACAGACUAGAUCUAGACACUCUCUCUGUUGGCAGUAGAGUUGGUAUGAUGUGGCAUGCGGACCGCAGCCUGCAUUACUACUUGGAUGGCAUGGACAUGGGACAGGCGUGGCAUGUACCACAUCUCAAUAUCUACGCAGUCGUUGAUCUUUACGGCCAGUGCACCCAGGUGACAAUUUUGCAGAACGAGGCUCGCACUUUCAACUACAACCCUGGUACAGCAUCAGACAACUCUCUGCUGGACAUGACUCAGCAGCCUGCUGCACCUCCGCAGCCUUACUGCACAUUUUCUGAAUACUGCGGUGACAAUGUUCGUGUGACAAAGGAGUACUCGAUAGCGACACGGUUUUUACCUGACCCUGCCGGUGCUAUUGUCUUCAGCUCCUCACAUCUGGCACAAGAUGAGAUGUUUGAGGUGAAGAUAUUAAAGCAGCGCGCCGGGUUCGCUGGCGGUCUGCGUGUUGGUGUGACAGAUGUUAAUAUAUUGAACGCGCACGUCAAUCGCAGCCUCCCGCCCGCCAUUAUCUACUUACCUCACUUCACAGCUUACAUCGACGGGAAGCACAUGUUUUAUUCAAGACCGGGUAGUCGAGAACGCGAUGCUAGGCUUGUGGUGCCGUCCUUUGAGUGGCUGAGACCCGGAGACCGCAUCGGACUCAAACUGACCGCAGACCAUCGGGUUGUGGUCUAUUACAACUACGAGCCCCUCGAAGUUGCCUUUGAAGGCGUACCUGAUAAAGUGUAUGCGGUGAUUGAGUUACAUGGUGAGGUGAGCAAGAUCCAAGCUAUGAAUAAAAUGACAGCCAAUGCAUUGCCUCCGCACUUAAACGAGUCGUUCAUGAGACGCGAGGUGGAGACGUUCCAAGAGGUGACUUCACUGAAGCCAUGCGAGGAUAUGGACGGCAGCAUGGAGGGGAUAGAGGGCACGCCAGCGCUGUCCCCCGCACCCACCGCGCCCCCCGCACCCACCGCGCCCCCCGCCAUCCCCGCCCACCGCAACCCCCGACCGUACACCUUUCACAACGUACACGGGAACAACAUCAAGCUUUGCAGCUCCGAUACGGUGGCGGUGCGCACGACCAGCUACAAUGGCGGCCUGGCAGUCGUCAGCCAGCCUAUCAGGCGCGGUCAGAGCUUUAUGUUCCGUGUGGAGAAAGUUGACCCGACCUGGUCGGGCAGUGUAGGUGUGGGUGCUCUAGGCUAUCUGCCUGACGAGCUGCCCGACUUGGCCGGUGCUAUCGACCCGCCUGCAUGGCUGCUCGCGCCCGACCUCUGCGCGGACAAUGGCAUUUACUUCCGGGGGGAGGCUGGGCGUGCGCUGGAGGAGGUGAGCGAGCGGUCUGUGGUGAGCGUGGAGUUUCUGUGCGACGGGCGGCUGGUGGCGGCGGCGGAUGGUCGGCCGCUGUGCGCGCUCGGCCUCGUGCCAGACACCCUUGAUGUCCUCUACCCACUCGUAGAUGUCUACGGCAAAGUUUGCCAGGUGUCAAUAUUGCUUCACCCAUACGUACUAGGGAGUGGGGCCUCCCUGGACCUGCCGAGUGUAACUGCGACCCGCGAGGACAGCUCGGGCGUGUCGGAACUGCCCGAGGACGACGUGUCGCCGGUGGACCUCGACGUCGGCACCUCUGUCGCCAAGCCGAAGCUGCGUGCGCACAGUGAGGCGCGCCGCCACGCCUACGCCGACGACCCCUUCGCCGAGCGUCAUCUCUGCGAUACUAACAUACGUCACAACGACCGGUACCCGGAGGCGAGCGAAGUCGACAACUUCGACAUCGAGAUCGUGGAUGCGCUCACACUCGAGACCGGCAACCUGCCAGACCUCACCGAGGACCACUCCUCCUCCAUCGAUGACUCGACGCGCCGAGACGACCUCUGCACGGACAUGCUCUCCGCGGAGAACGUCCACUAUCUGAGCGCACUUCUCGGCCUCGAGCGAGGCGGCGGCGGAGAAUGCGAGCCCUCGGAGUGGGAGCGGGCGGUAGGUGGGCGCGACUGUGCCCACCUCGCCCUCGUGCUCGACUACUGGCGUUGUCUGCUGCAACCGCUGCCCGAGCUGCGGCGCGGCUGCGCGUGGGGUCGCGCCGAGUGCCACUGCUCCGGCUGCCACCCCGACCUGCGACCACCAUUAGCCGGUUGGGUGCGUAUAGAGAGGGCGGAUGCUGCGGGCGGGGCUGCUCGCGCGUACUGGCCGCUGUCGCGUGCGGCGCUCGCGGGAGUGCGCUCGUGCUGCGCCCGCGCCCGCCGCCCUCGCCGCCCUACCGCCCUAACGCCCUCCCUCGCACGUCUGCCCGCCUCACUCUAUGACGUAUGGUUCGACGUACAGGGUACACCGCAUCGCGUUGCGCUCGCCUUGGAGAUAGAUGUCGAGGGAAAGACACAGGAGAGUGAUUGUAUGCUGGCAGUCCUCAUCUAUAUGAAGCCUCACUCCACCUUGGCAGACAGUCCCUGUGGCCUGGAGGAGUCCAAACUUGUCAAAGAUCUGUUUCUUUCAAGCGACUCGGAGUCUGACGCCAAACCUCCGCCACCAAGUUCUGAGCAAAAAAAGUUGAAGAGGAAAUCGUCUGACAAGAUUACGGAGGAGCCGGUCAGGAAGAUUGCAGGUGAAGAGAAGCGGGAUAAGAAGGUGGUUAUUAGUCCUGUCUUAUCACCACCAAGAGUUACGGCGCAAAUGUUGUUCGGGGAUGACAGCUCUGCGGAAGAUGACUGCAAUGAAGCAUCCAGCUCUAAAAAGACGGGCGGGUAUGAUUAUUAG